AAUGGAAAACCCUCCAAAGCUUCCAUUGAAGUUUCAAGUCCUUCUCCGUCUCCACUCGUUCGCCACCUCCAUCGGUCGUCGCCCUAACAUGACUGUCAACCGUUGCUUAACAAACCUCUUCGACCUCAAAUUCUCUCCUUCUUCUAAACCCAACAACGGCGUUUCGACUCGCGACAUCGUUUUCGACCGUGCUCGCAAUCUCUGGUUUCGUCUCUUUGUUCCGUCUUCGGUUUCUGAUGAUGUUAGUCUACCAGUUGUUGUGUACUUUCAUGGCGGCGGGUUUGUGUUUUUUUCUGCUAGUUCGAUGUCGUACGAUGAUCUUGGUCGGAGACUUGCACGUGACCUCCGUGUUGUGGUUGUGUCGGUAAAUUAUCGUCUCUCUCCCGAGCACCGGUAUCCACUUCCCUAUGAAGAUGGAUUUGAUGGUUUGAAAUUUCUCGAUGAAAUGGGCUUUGAUUCUGUCGUUUUUCCGGCGAAAGCUGAUCUUGGUCGGUGUUUUCUCGCCGGAGAUAGUGCCGGUGGCAACUUGGCCCACCACGUCGCCGUCAGAGCAGCUGGAUAUGACUUCAAGAAGGUUUGUGAUGUUGGAUGGAGUUUAAUUUUUGUGUUUUUAAUAGGUCCCAUAGUUUAAAUGCUUCAAUAUUUUCUAUAUAAUUUAGUCAAACCUUACAAUAAACUUCAUUUUUUUUUAGGUAUUUCCAAUAUUUACAGUUCUAGAUUCAAAAUCUCGGACUAUAAGCAUAUAAGAGUUGGGUUAAAUUGGAUUGGAGAAAUCUUUAUAGGUUGACCCGAAAUUUCAAGUUGAUUAGGUUGGUGACACGAACAACUGGAAUAGAUUUCACAACUUAACCCAAACCAACCCUCUAUCCGUAGGUAUUUCUUAUAUUUACGGUUAGAUAUUCAAAAUCUGGCACUAAAAAUAUACUUGAGUUGGGUUUGGUUGAUUUAGAUGGAAGAAAUCUUUAUGGGUCGACCCGAAAUUUCAAGUUGGUUGGAUUGGUGACCCGAACAACUGAAAUUGUUCAUAAUCUAACUCAAACCAACCUUCUGUUUUUAAGUAUUUCCUAUAGUUACAGUUAGAGAUUCAAAAUCUCACACUAAAAGUAUACCUGUGUUGGGUUGAAUUAGAUUGAAGAAAUCUUUAUGGGUCGACCCAAAAUUUCAAGUUGAUUGGGUUGGUGACUCGAACAACUGAAAUCGUUCACAACCUAACUCAAACCAACAUUCUGUUUUAGGUAUUUCCUAUAGUUACAGUUAGAGAUUCAAAAUCUCGUACUAAAAGUAUACUUGAGUUGGGUUGAAUUAGAUUGAAGAAAUCUUUAUGGGUCGACCUGAAGUUUCAAGUUGAUUGGGUUGGUGACCCAAACAACUGAAAAUCGUUCACCAUCGUCAAACCAACCUUCUGUUUUUAGGUAUUUCCUAUAUUUACAGUUAGAGAUUCAAAAUCUCGCACUAAAAGUAUACAUAAGUAGGGUUGAAUUAGAUUGAAGAAAUCUUGAUGGGACGACCCGAAAUUUCAAGUUCAUUGGGUUGGUGACACGAACAACUGAAAUCGUUCACAACCUAACUCAAACCAACCUUCUGUUUUAGGUAUUUCCUAUAGUUACAGUUAGAGAUUCAAAAUCUCGUACGAAAAGUAUACUUGAGUUGGGUUGAAUUAGAUUGAAGAAAUCUUUAUGGGUCGACCUGAAGUUUCAAGUUGAUUGGGUUGGUGACCCAAACAACUGAAAAUCGUUCACCAUCGUCAAAC
Cucurbita pepo subsp. pepo (vegetable marrow) is the source of this 1750-nucleotide messenger RNA. The record is from RefSeq and is a predicted model, not a curated record. NCBI's taxonomy places the organism in Eukaryota, Viridiplantae, Streptophyta, Magnoliopsida, Cucurbitales, Cucurbitaceae.